This is a messenger RNA of Symsagittifera roscoffensis, 3689 nucleotides long. Its product is annotated as anoctamin-7-like. Gene Ontology annotation, cellular component: plasma membrane. Gene Ontology annotation, molecular function: protein dimerization activity; chloride channel activity. The coding region runs from base 366 to 3605 and encodes 1079 amino acids. NCBI's taxonomy places the organism in Eukaryota, Metazoa, Xenacoelomorpha, Acoela, Convolutidae. The transcript is spliced from 21 exons. The record is from RefSeq and is a predicted model, not a curated record. Gene Ontology annotation, biological process: chloride transmembrane transport.
CUGAUACCAUAUGGCGCGCUUGCGAAACUACCAAAAUAAUUUUUUUUCAAUAGUUCUUCCAUAAGAAUUUUGUAGCUAACGGUUUUAAUUCUUUGUUUAAACCAUUAAUUUUUCUAAUCCCUUUUAACAUCUAUUUCUCUGCGUCAUUUUUUUUGUUAUUUCAAAAGAAUCUAAUUCAAUUACAAGAAUUAUUUCUUUGUUUCAACCAUUUAAUUUUCUAAUCCCUUUUAACAUCUAUUAUUCUGCGUCAUUUUUAUUACAACAACUUUCUCGCUUUCAAGAGCGCAAAAACACUAAAAUGUAACCAAAGAAAUAAAUAGUAUUAAAAAGAUAUAACCGAUAUUAACUUAUUGAAUUAAUGAUAAAUGGGUGACCGUGUUCAAAUUCGACCAUCAACGCGACGAAAACUUCCCGAAGUUCCGAGUAUUGUGACUUACUCUGAAAAGACCAAGAUUUCACCAUACGAAGAUGACGAAUGUUACGACCACGUUAAUCGAAGAAAAAUCAGCCAGAGCAAAAACCCAGCCAAUAAAACGAAGACCAAAUCCCACAAGAAGAGAAAACAACCCGAUUAUUUAAUGGAAAAAUUUUACAGAGAAGAAAAUCGCGUCCGAUUGGCUGAAAUAGUGACCAAUGAAGUUGACUCUAGACAGUAUCCAAUGACAAGUGGGUAUGUGAAUAGGUGGCUCGUUCACUCUCACGAGAACGUAUCUGUGUUUCACGCCGAUUGUAAUGUUUGUGUGACCAAGAGAUGUGAAGAAGUGUUAAGUGCCGACGACAGCGAAAUUGAUGAGACAAAUAUACCUUUGGGUUUGAAGCUUCAGAACCCAUUGACAGAGAGAGAUCUCGCAUCACUUCAAUCACGAGUUGAGCAUACUGCAGACCCCGAUGAUGACUACGACGAUGACGAUGAAGACCUCCCGGAUGUAAUAAGUGACGGAGAGGCGGCUAAAGUGACAGCUGAGGUUUUGCUGGAUGGAGUAGAUGUGAUAGAGGAAAGGGGAGCCUCUGCCCUCAAUAUGGCUUCCCCUCCCACCAAUGGGGAUGACUUGUUCGAGAUGUUCCAGUCCACGUCUAAUCCGGCCAAGAAGGGACCGAACUCUAAAAACAAAAAGAUCCCUUUCGAGUACAGAAAUCUGACAAGGGAUGUAUUUUUCUUGGAUGGAAUCAGAAAGAUAGAUUUUGUGUUGGCAUACGAGAUCUCUGAUAAAGCCGACAAGAACUCGAGGAUGAAGAGAGAGUUCCGGAAGAAUUACUUCAUAGCCAUACAACGGGCGGGACUCCAACUGGAACAGCUCCACUUGCCCCAGUCUGACGGGAAGAAGAUUUUCAUCUGUGCACAUGUGCCUCUGGAUGUCAUGGUGCAUUAUGCCGAAAUGCUCAACUUUAGACUACCAGUUGCCUUGGGUGAGCAGCGGGAAGUGAACUGGUCACAUGAAGUGCAGCAGAAGUGGUUCAGCUGCAUCGGAAACAUGAUGUACCAACACACUCCCUACAUCCCCACCUGCUACCUCUCCUCCCCCUUCAAGGCCACCGCAUACCAGAGAUUCCUGGGUUCUGAUGACAGUCAAACUUUCUUCAGAAUUCGUCAUAGAAUUAGAAUAGCUCACGAGAUUUUGAACUCGGCUGAGUUCGGCUCUCGGAAGAAGUGUGAAGUCGGCUACAUUCGACUGACCGAGAGCUCAGGACUGUCAGCUGCAUAUCCGCUCCACGAUGGACCCUGUAAAAUAACAGAAGAGAUAGCCGAUGACAAUUACCUCUGGAACUCAAGACAAGUUCUCAAGUUCUUCUGGUCGAGUCCUAAGCGGUGGUUCAAGUAUCAGCCCAUAGACCUCAUCCGGGACUACUUUGGGGAAAAGACUUCGUUCUACUUUGCCUGGCUGGGCUUCUACACUGCGUGGCUGUUGAUCGCCUCUUUUGUGGCCAUAAUCGUGGUCCUUAUAAGUGUGGGCACUAUGUUUUCCAAUCCAGCUGCGGAGCAGAUCUGCGAGAGUGGAGAGGACUUCGUGAUGUGUCCUCAAUGUGACUUCGGCUGUGACCCCUGGUAUCUCUCGGAAACUUGCUACUACGCGAGGGUCGCACAUUUGUUCGACAACCCGGCCACCAUUUUCUUCGGCGCCUUCAUCUCAUUCUGGUCUGUGUUCUUUCUCGAGUUCUGGAAGAGGACCCGAAUGAACCUGGCAUACAGAUGGGAAGUGCACGACUUCCAGCAACAAGAGGAAAAGCCCAGGUACCAGUAUGUGAUGACAGCCACAGAGAACAAGCCCAACCCCAUCACGGGGGAGGAAGAGCCCUUCUUCUCCCCUAGGACUCAAAACAUGCGCAUUGUCAUCGGACUGGUCACACUUCUCUUCAUGAUGAUGGUGGUCUUGGUCUUUGUGGCGGGCGUGGUCGUCUACCGCAGCCUCAUCAUGGAACCCCUGUAUGACCUGAGCCGCACUUCAGACAGCUGGGACGAAAAAUACACGCCCGCAGUGGCGGUGGCAACAGGAGCACUUAUUCAAGUGCUCCUCAUCACCAUAUCCGGCAUCAUCUACACGAAAGUGGCGGAGGUGUUGACGGAUUGGGAGACCCACCGGACUCAGGGGGAGCAUGAGAACCAUCUGGCCUUCAAGAUAUUCGUGUUCCAGUUCCUCAAUCAGUACUCGUCCGUACUAUAUGUCGCAUUCUUCAAGGGCAGAUUUUCUGGCUACCCUGGCAAUUACACUAUGGCGUUUGGAUCCGAUGCGAGACUGGAGCAGUGUACAAAUAAUGACUGUCUAAUGGAGAUGGCACAAAAUUUGGCUAUCAUCUUUGUCGGCAAACAGAUUGUCAACAACACAAUCGAGCUGGGAAAACCCCUCCUGAUGAAGAUGUGGAAUGACUAUCGGACGCGUAAGGAGGGGGAGGGGAAAGACGGGAGAAGUGUGAGGAAACACCAGAUAGAGGAGGAGUUCAACCUACCCGAGUGUCCCGACCUGUUCGAGGAGUACCUGGAGAUGGUGCUGCAGUUUGGCUUCGUGACCAUCUUCUCAUGUUCUUUCCCCCUUGCCCCAGUGUUCGCCCUGUUGAAUAACUUGAUAGAGAUCAGACUGGAUGCCCACAAGUAUGUGUGUCAAGUGCGCAGAGGCAUUCCAGAAAGGGCCAACAAUAUCGGUAUCUGGUUUGAGCUCAUGACUGGAAUCUCAAGAGUGGCAGUAUUGUGCAACGCUUUUCUGAUUUCGUUCACGUCUGACUUCUUGAACAAGCUGUUCUACAAGCACAUCCAGGACGAACCGGAACUUGAGGGAUAUAUUGACUUCAAUUAUCCCUUCGCUCCAGUGCAGUAUUAUGAGCAGACAAACAGCACAGCCAAGUGCAGAUACAAGGGACUGAGAGACGAGGAGGGGAGUCUGCUCGACUAUUACUGGAAGACGUUCGGCUUCAAACUACUCUUUCUUCUUCUUUUUGAGCACCUGGUGAUAGUAAUUGGGAUCCUGAUCGAUCUUUUUGUUCCCGACAUCCCAGAGGACUUGGAUCUGAAGAUUAAACGAGAACAGUUCAUAGCCAGGCAGACACUGGCCGACGGAUCAGACAACCAAGACAAAACAACUGAAGCAGAAGAGAAUGAGAGGCAUAAUUUAUAGACGCAGCAAACUUCUAGAAUCAGAAAGAUUUUAAAAGCGUUACAUUUCUCAGAAGAGAUUUUGAUUCUACAAAUCUCAAAAAGU